Postia placenta MAD-698-R-SB12 is the source of this 810-nucleotide messenger RNA. RefSeq lists its product as hypothetical. The transcript has 5 exons. The record is from RefSeq and is a predicted model, not a curated record. The coding region runs from base 1 to 810 and encodes 269 amino acids. Lineage: Eukaryota; Fungi; Basidiomycota; Agaricomycetes; Polyporales; Adustoporiaceae.
AUGCGUGGUCGCCCGCCCGUUGUCAUUGUCAUCGCCGCCUGCUGCUUAGCUGCUUAUGAUGUAGCUCUGUCGAGAGGGGUCGGCGUCGGAUCUGCGAAUAUAUGGUAUGGUGUUUCUUACCGCGCCACGUUCGCUGAUGACCAGACGUACAGCCUCAGUGCGUUCCGCGAGCGUGGAUAUCGUGCGAACGCGUCAGCGCUGCACAGCACUUGCGCGUCCGAUGGACGGGAAUACACGCACCUGCCGGUGUCUGCUCUGAGCACUGCGCACUCGGUCCCCCCGAUCUUGACACGCGUUGUACACAGCAAUUGUGUGCCCGCGGUCACGCAUGCCCGCGGUCCCCGUCCCGUCGAUCCUUCAGUGGUCAGCCGAACAUCACGCGCCGACACCCUAAAGUUCCUCACGCGGGCCUGUGCUUGCCGCCGCCGCAGUUGGCCGUCCGCGUCCCCAGAGCGUAGAUCGUGCAGAGCGCUGCUCGCGCGUCGCACACCGCGUGCCUGCGCACCCGCGCACCCGCGCAUCCACGCAACGUACGUGUCUGGGCUCCUGUCUCUGGCAGCGCCGCAGCUGACCGCCGGUGCCACAGCAUCGCCAUGCCAAAAGCCAACCGCCUUUGCUACCAGAUACGGCGCGGCGUUCCACACGCCCCCGCCCAUCUGGUCAUUCUCGCUCGCAUUGGAGGCGGACGCUAGCAGCCGCUCGGGGCACGCUAGCGAAACCGUGCGGAACUUGAAGUGCGCGCGCACGGACUCACAGGUGGUAGGUGCCGGGCUCCGGGAUCCCCGCGGUGGCGCAUUCCAUUCAGGCUAG